GUGAAACUGAAGUUUUCGAAAAAAAAAAGAAGAGAGCUAGCCAUGAAAAGUAAUGAGCCUCGUUCAAGCUCUUCUUGUGCAGCUUGUAAGUUCUUGAAGAGAAGGUGCACUCCCAAUUGCCAGUUUGCACCAUAUUUCCGAUCGGACGAGCCUAAGAAGUUUGCCAACGUCCACAAGGUGUUUGGAGCAAGCAACGUGAUCAAGAUCCUGAAUGAAGUGCCACAGGACCAGCGAGAAGACACUGUCAACUCGCUGGUCUACGAGGCUGAGGUAAGGCUCAGGGACCCGGUUUACGGUUGCAUUGGAGCCAUAGCGUCUUUGCAACGGAAGAUGGUGGAGCUUCAACAUGAUCUGAUGGUUACUAGAGCACAUCUUGCUUACUAUGAAGCCAAGCCAAGCAGCACAGCUUCUAAUUGUUCAUUCUUGGAUUAUGAUCCUCUCAAUGAUAAUAUCAAUACGCCUUCUGUUUUUGUGGACACUUCGGUGGUGUCUGGUGGAUUCUUGGAUAGCUUCAGCCAGAAUUCCUUUGCCAUGGACCAAAGUGGAUCCACCAAUGAAUUUGGCCAAUUCCCAUUUCCAUGAUCACUUCUCUUUUUCAUGUACGUUUACGCAUUUCCUAGUAUAUAUAUAUAUAUAUAUAUAUAUAUAUAUAUAUAUAUAUAUAUAUAUAUAUAUAUAUAAGAGGAAGAGCGGCUCAUUAAAGGUAAAUUUCUUCCUUUUUGUACAUUGUUAAUGAAGGAUUUGCCUAGUAAAUGAAAGACUAAUUUAUGA
Solanum dulcamara is the source of this 771-nucleotide messenger RNA. Its product is annotated as LOB domain-containing protein 21-like. The record is from RefSeq and is a predicted model, not a curated record. Lineage: Eukaryota; Viridiplantae; Streptophyta; Magnoliopsida; Solanales; Solanaceae. The coding region runs from base 43 to 582 and encodes 179 amino acids. The transcript has a single exon.